AUGCCCAUGAAUCUCGAUCCCACUCGCCCACCCUCGGUCGUCUCGUCUGGCGGUGCUAUACACCUUGCAUCUCUUCCCGCGAGCCCCGCUCCCGAGAAUGACACCCCGCCCUCCCACGCGGUCACCGUCGCCCUGCGAUGGAACGGGUCAAAGGCUAUGAUCUGGAGAGUACUGGCCACCUUCUGGAGCGCACUGGUCAUGGGCGCCAAUGAUGCAGCAUAUGGGGCGAUAAUCCCUUACCUCCAGCUCGCCUACGACAAGAGCUAUACUAUAAUCUCCCUUAUAUUCCUGUCCCCAUUCCUGGGCUACACUAUCUCCGCGGUCGUUAUUAAUCUGAUCCACCAGCGCCUGGGUCGUCGCGGCGUGGCGUUUAUCGGUCCAGCAUGUCACUUGCUUGCUUUUGCCGUCAUCUCCACACGUCCCCCCUUCCCGGUGCUGGUGAUCAUGUACAUCUUUGUCGGACUGGGUAGCGGGAUCCAGAAUGCCGGGUGGAACGUAUGGAUCAGCAGCAUGGCCAAUUCUCACGAAGUCCUCGGAUGCUUCCACGGAUUCUAUGGCAUCGGGGCUACAGUGAGUCCGCUGAUUGCGACUAGCGUGAUCACGAAAGCUGGCUGGGAAUGGAACUCAUACUAUCACCUUCUGACGGGGACGGCGGCGCUUGAACUCGUCAUUGCCACCAGCGCCUUCUGGGCGGAGACUGCAUCCAGGUAUCAGCAGGAUCAUCCCUCUUCUGCGGGUCGAGAGCGCGGUGGAAGCUCGCUCCACCAGACCCGACUCUCACUCACGUACCGAGCCACCUGGAUCUGUUCUCUCUUUCUCUUCCUGUAUGGCGGCAUCGAGGUCGCAAUCGGAGGGUGGAUCGUCGUAUUCAUGACUAGUGUCCGCCACGGCAGCUCCUUUGCAUCGGGCAUGGCUGGAACGGGCUUCUGGCUCGGCGUUACGCUGGGCCGCUUUGUGCUGGGGUUCGUCACCCCUCGCAUUGGCGAGAAACGAUCGAUUGUCCUGUACAUUUUGCUUGCCAUUGCACUGGAGAUGGUCUUCUGGCUGGUUCCGGAGUUUGUUGUCUCCGCCGUAGCCGUGGCCCUGGUGGGAUUCUUCUUGGGAACCAUCUUCCCCGGCGUUGUGGUGGUUGCGACGCGGUUGUUGCCCAAGCACCUGCAUGUCGCCGCCAUUGGAUUUGCAGCGGCGGUCUCGAUGGGCGGGGGAGCCGUCUUCCCUUUCGCGAUCGGUGCGAUCGCACAGGCCAAGGGAGUGACAGUCCUGCAGCCCAUCUUAGUGGCGAUGUUGGCGGUUGCGCUGUUGAUCUGGGGGACGGUACUGCGAGCUCCGGUCCCGCAGUCACAGCAUGAGGUUUGA
Aspergillus aculeatinus CBS 121060 is the source of this 1356-nucleotide messenger RNA. Its product is annotated as MFS transporter. Gene Ontology annotation, cellular component: membrane. The transcript has 3 exons. The record is from RefSeq and is a predicted model, not a curated record. Gene Ontology annotation, molecular function: transmembrane transporter activity. Bases 1 to 1356 code for a protein of 451 amino acids. NCBI's taxonomy places the organism in Eukaryota, Fungi, Ascomycota, Eurotiomycetes, Eurotiales, Aspergillaceae. Gene Ontology annotation, biological process: transmembrane transport.